GGUUAGCUGCCUAUCAGAACAAGUACAAAUAUAUGAACUAAAACAAAUGCCGAAUGUAUAAAGGUAAUAUAAUAAUCAAACAACAAUCAAGGGCUCUGCAUAGAACAGUUGAUAAUGGAAAUAUUGACAAGGUAGUAAUUUAAGAUAGAUAAUAUUCCAGUUAUCCGUCUGUGACUGCAGGAAACUUUUCGUUCACGAAUCGGAGCUGUUUUUGCUUUCUGUACAAUUACUUUGGGGUAAACAUGGCUUCCUCUAUGGUUGUUCCCGUUAUUGAUGUCCAGAAUGAUACCUUCAAUGAGCUUUGGCCUGCCAUGGUAUUGGCCAUAAAAACGUCUUCCUUCGUUGCACUGGACACGGAGCUGAGUGGUCUUGGAAACAGGAAAUCCUUGCUGGCCGAAUCUAUAGAGGACAGAUAUAAAGCCAUCUGCCAUGCAGCUCGCUCUCGCUCCAUCCUCUCUCUGGGAUUCGCCUGUUACAAGAAACUGGACGAUAAGGCUGCAGACACGUACCUGGUCCAGGUGUAUAACCUCACCCUGCUGUGUUCAGAGGAGUACAUCAUAGAGCCUCAGUCAGUCCAGUUCCUGGUUCAGCAUGGCUUUGACUUUAACAAGCAGUACGCCCAUGGAAUCCCAUACUGCAAGGGCAAUAAUAAGGCAGAAUCAGAUGAUCGGGGGGUCCACAUCCGAGCGUUAUUCACUGAACUGCUGCGUGCCAAGAAGCCCCUGGUGCUCCACAACGGCCUCAUCGACAUGGCCUUCCUUUACCAGAGUUUUUAUGCACAUCUGCCCGACCGCUUGACCACCUUCACAGCCGACCUGUCUGAGAUGUUUCCUGCCGGCAUCUACGACACCAAAUAUGUCGCUGAGUUCGAGCUCCGACUCACUGCCUCAUAUCUGGAGUAUGCCUAUAAGAAAUGUAAGCUGGAUAGCAGUCGCAGGGGCACCCCUGGAGGAACUGAGCCUCACGUUCAGCUAGAGUUCUGUCAGUACGCCGGUCAGAUGUCCAGCUACGUGGACUACAGAGUGUGUCCAGCUGUGGGCUCUGUUGAGGGACAGACUGACGUUUGCCAGCGCUUCUCCGCAUUUGGCUGGUGUCCAAAUGGCAGCGAGUGUCUAUUAUCCCACGACACUGACCUGAUCAUCCUCCAGGACGAGAAAGACCUGGGGAAGAAGAGCACUAAGAGGAAGAGACGUAAAGAAAAGAGGAAAGGUAAAGGCGAGGCAGCGGAAGACGGUGCCCCUCAACACAAAAUCCCCCACAUGGAGGUGGAUCUGCAAGAAGCGCCAGAUGAGAAGCAAGGGGCCGAGUCUUCCUCAGAAAAAGGGUCUCUAAUGGACACCCAACAGAAUAAACAAGAGAAAACAGACAUCGAGGGGAACGGAGUGAGCCAAGACAACACACUUGAAAUAACACCCACUACUGAUGACAACGCAAAAACCAACACAAAUGCUGGUGAAGAAAGCAGAACAAAAGAUGGAGGAAGUGAAAAAUUAAGCGAGAAAUCGUCCAAGACUGAGCAGAAGAAGAACACUGACUCAGGAUCGCACCGUGCCGGGUUCGACGCCUUUAUGACGGGAUACAUUUUUGCCCAUUCAUGUACCCUGAACAAGAAGAAAGGAGUGGAAGCUGUAGAGAAGAAGGAGGAAGAGGAGUCCUGGGUUCCUUCGUGUCUCAAUAAGGUCUACCUCAGCGGUAAAUCUGCUCCUCUCAACGUGGUUAAAAGCACCUUCUCCAAAUCAUCCAAGGCCCAUGUGGCGAAGAUGGAGAUGGUUUGGGGAAAGAAAGUGUAGUGUACACACUUGAACACAGUAUUUAAGUGUUUAUAUUAGGGCUGCAACUAAUUAUUAUUUUAAUUAUUAAUCUGCAGAUUACUUUUACGAUAAACUGUUUGUUCAAUAAAUUGUCCAAAAAUAAUAAAAAAGGAACAAUUCCGUUUCUCAAAGUCCAA
Messenger RNA from Notothenia coriiceps (black rockcod), 1948 nucleotides. RefSeq names its product target of EGR1, exonuclease (gene toe1). The record is from RefSeq and is a predicted model, not a curated record. Bases 243 to 1790 code for a protein of 515 amino acids. The transcript is spliced from 8 exons. Gene Ontology annotation, biological process: snRNA 3'-end processing. Gene Ontology annotation, molecular function: metal ion binding; snRNA binding; 3'-5'-RNA exonuclease activity. Gene Ontology annotation, cellular component: Cajal body. Lineage: Eukaryota; Metazoa; Chordata; Actinopteri; Perciformes; Nototheniidae.